Molecule: messenger RNA, 1533 nt
Organism: Poecilia latipinna (sailfin molly)
Lineage: Eukaryota; Metazoa; Chordata; Actinopteri; Cyprinodontiformes; Poeciliidae
Gene: c1qtnf4
Product: C1q and TNF related 4
Exons: 3
Coding region: 295-1413 (372 amino acids)
Molecular function (GO): protein binding
Source: RefSeq, a predicted model, not a curated record
UAGGUAGCCUUUGGGGAUCUGUUUAUAAAUCUUCAAAGCCAGGAUCAGCAGCAGGUUGAGUGAAGACACUGAAGGAGGGAGAGUGAGGCAGAUGGAGAAGAAACGGUGAUGGGGAGGGAUCCAAAAAAAACACAGCAUGGCGGGUGGGAGAGCAGAUAGAGAGAGGGGAGUGUGUGUGCGUGUGUGUGUGUGUGUGUGUGUGUGUGGAGGGGAGAUCCAUGCAGUAAGGCAGAAGUUUCAGCUCUGCGCUCCACACACAGCCAGGACGGAGGACAGAAAGCACUAACAGGUACAAUGCUGCUGCAUUCGAGCGUUCUGAUUGGCCUGCUGUGCCUGGGCCAGGCCGGCGGCGCCUGGGGUUUGGCCCGCCUGCUGGACAACGCAGAGCUGCGCUCGGCCUUCUCCGUGUCGCGCACUAACAGCAUGGAAGGGGGACCGAAAAUGACCGUGACCUUUGACACUGUUUACGUCAACAUCGGCGGAGACUUUGAUGCCAAGGCGGGAUUGUUUCGCUGCCGCAUCCCCGGGGCGUACUACUUCUCCUUCACGGUGGGGAAGUUCCCCCACAAAGACCUGUCUGUGAUGCUGAUGAAGAACAGGAACGAGGUGCAGGCCAUUGUCUACGAGGAGAACGCCGGAGAGGAGAGGAAGGUGCAGAGCCAGAGCGUCAUGCUGCAGCUGGAGUUCGGGGACACCGUCUGGCUCCGUCUCCAUGGCGAUCCCCGCUACGCGCUCUACAGCAACACUGGGCACUACACCACCUUUAACGGCUACCUGAUCUACCCUGACACCUACAGCUACCAGACCCACCACCACCAGCACCAGCCCGCCUACAACCCUCAGCAGGACACAGAGGACGCCAAGUCCAGGCCAGGAGACCCCGAGAAGGAGGAGGAGGAGGACGGCCAGGAGUAUGAUGACGAAGAGGACGACGGGAGAUCCGCCUUCUCCGCGGGCCGCACCCAAAGCAUCCUGGGAAUCGACCAGGUGGGCAUGCCGCAGCACCGGCCGAUCAGCUUCGACACGGCUUUCGUCAACAUCGGCGAGGACUUCAACGUGACGGAGGGCGUGUUCACCUGCCGCGUGCCGGGGGCGUACUACUUCUCCUUCAACGUGGGCAAGCUGCCCAUGAAGACGCUGUCCGUGAAGCUGAUGAAGAACCGCCUGGAGGUGCAGGCGAUGAUCUACGACGACAGCCAGGGCGAGAAGGCCCUGCAGAGCCAGAGCCUGAUGCUGGCGCUGAAAUCAGGCGACGUCGUCUGGCUCUACUCCCACCAGAGAGACGGAUUCGGAGCCUACAGCAACCACGCCAAGUACAUCACCUUUACCGGUUUCCUGGUUUACCCCGACAUCAGCUCCAGCUCCCCCACCACUGCCACCACCAGCCAAUCAGAAGCCGCCAAGAGGCCCUAACUACGGCUGGGUGGCAAAUGACUGAGCAUCCUGGGUGGGAUUCAUGUUCACACGUGAAAACACAACAUCUUACCAAGAGGUUUUGGUCUGGUUUCUUAUUACACUUGAAAUAAGACAGAA